CUGACAUAUAGUAUUUACCGUUUAAUAAGUUUCCCUGUCCCUCCCUAAAGAUGAUGAUGGAACGUGGUAAUGUUUACUUGUCGCUGCCAAAAGGCCUGCUGACAGCAUGCUGGAUGAACGGCGACUUACGCAAAGGCGACUAGUCAUUAUUGACUAAAUCCUGUCUAUGUGUGUUUAAUGUUUCUCAAAGGUUUGGCCACAACAGAAGAGGCUCCAUUAGUUUGUGUUCAUACACUCCACCCUUACACACAUUAUCUCCUUCAGUCUCUCACCCUCAGAAAAAAUACUGUAAUCAAAGUUUGUAGAGUGAGUCUUGAGAUCCACCACAAACCAGGUGGAGUGUUGGUGGCUCACCCAAGAGACGGCAUGACUGACUUGGCACCCUAUGACCUCCAAGUGGGUGGCCACCACAAGGGCAGUCAGUCACAUGUGCUAAAAGACAAGAAUGGUAGAAUUUUGAAACCCCUGAAACUCAAUGCCAACCCAACCUUCAAUCCUAAUGUGGAGGUCACCAGCAGGGAGAAUCACUCAGAGGAUGAGCUACUGCCAGUAUGUCGUGAUGAGCUCGAGUUCUAUCAGCGCAUUGCCAUUUCAACCAAUCCUGAUGAUGUCUCUCUGCUGCAUCUCAUGCCAUCAUUCUAUGGCACACAAGUUGUUCAAGGACCUGAUGACAAGGAGGAGUUACAUCUGUUGUUGGGAGACCUGACGUGGGGCCUGCAGCAUCCCUGUGUUGCAGACAUCAAAAUAGGUCGUACUGACUUCUAUCCUGGCAAAAAUUCAAAGAAACGUGGUGUGCUGCAUGAGCUUGGAUUUCGCCUCACAGGCAUGAGAGUUGUGCAAAUAGAUACUGGUUCCUUAGGUACUAGAUCGAGCAAAGAUGAUUGCAAAGCAUGGACUACACCACAAAUGCUUGAAGGUUUGGAUAAAUUCUGCUAUGGCACCACUCGUGUAUCCACCUACCUGCGACACUCCAUCGUGUCCCAGUUACAACACAUUCACCACUGGGCUCUUUCUCAGCGGAGUUACAAAAUCAGAGGAAGCUCCAUCUUGGUAGUGUAUGAUGCAGAACAGUUGACCUCAGUGCCUCAGGAUAUUGUGAGUGGAAAAUCUGUAGUGGCUGGAGAAGUGUGGCCCAAGGUUAUAGUGAAAAUGAUUGAUUUUGCACAUGUGCUACAUUCCUUUGGUGUUAGAGAUGAAAAUUAUAUAUUUGGAUUGGAGAACCUUAUUAAGUACAUAAGUAAUAAAGAAAAUGAAAAUUUGUGAAAACAGGCCAUCAGUUAACUGCAAUCAUGUAUAUGUGCAAAUUCAGUGAAGGCAGUGAGCAAGCAGUAAAAUUAAACUACCUGUUUCUUAAUCUUACACUCAGACAGUUUUACACACAGUCAUGUAUAGUGAUUGCCUCCAGAUAUUUCUUAAAGCAAGUACUCAGGAAUUACACUUUUAACACAAGUACAAUUAUUAGAGCCUUGAUAUCCCAGUUUAUUCUUUUAAGGUAUUUUGAUACACUUGUAAACCAUUUUAUGGUGGUUUCUUUUCUCGGAUGUAAUAUUAUAAUCAAGGAAAUAAUACUCAGGAAAUAC
Scylla paramamosain (green mud crab) is the source of this 1580-nucleotide messenger RNA. RefSeq lists its product as uncharacterized. Gene Ontology annotation, biological process: inositol phosphate biosynthetic process. The transcript is spliced from 8 exons. Lineage: Eukaryota; Metazoa; Arthropoda; Malacostraca; Decapoda; Portunidae. Gene Ontology annotation, molecular function: inositol-1,4,5-trisphosphate 3-kinase activity; inositol tetrakisphosphate kinase activity. Gene Ontology annotation, cellular component: cytoplasm; nucleus. The record is from RefSeq and is a predicted model, not a curated record. Bases 178 to 1263 code for a protein of 361 amino acids.